Molecule: messenger RNA, 1596 nt
Organism: Phycodurus eques (leafy seadragon)
Lineage: Eukaryota; Metazoa; Chordata; Actinopteri; Syngnathiformes; Syngnathidae
Product: lactoylglutathione lyase-like
Exons: 6
Coding region: 443-988 (181 amino acids)
Molecular function (GO): metal ion binding; lactoylglutathione lyase activity
Source: RefSeq, a predicted model, not a curated record
ACGCAGAGGCGCCGCGCGGGCCAACGGGUCGCGUGAUGCAAUGCGGGCGUUGUCGGCCACGCGAUCGCGGGACUAUAAAGACGCCUUGAGGCCUUUUGGGCCAGCGGCAUUUCUCGCUGACACACGCUGACACACGCAGCUGCAUUCCUGCACAGACCAGGCCUACGCGAUGCCUCCAGGUGCACUCGUCGACGUCAGCCGCGCACACACCGCGCACGCCAAAUAUUGUUCGUCGUCUUCGGAAAGACGUUCCGGCCUCGGCGGACGCUGCGGCGAACUGGUCAAGGUCAACUUUGAAAAGAGCUUGUGAAAAGAUUCCCAGAAGCCAAAAUCUGAGUAGGCCCUUUCCCGAGCUGCACCUGAACGCAGCGCAUCGCCGGUAAACGGGCGGCUCUCGCUACGAUUGUCGGCAGCGGCGUCAAGUCUUUCCGCCGUCGCCGUCAUGGACAGAGGAGGUUUGUCAGAGCGAGCGGUGGCUGACGCCUGCAAGGACGGCGACCCCGCCACCAAGGACUACAUGAUGCAGCAGACCAUGCUGAGGGUCAAAGAUCCCGCUCGCUCCCUCGACUUCUACACGAGAAUCCUCGGAAUGACGCUGCUGCAGAAAAUCGACUUCCCAUCGGUGCACUUCAGCCUUUACUUCCUGGGCUUCGAGAACAAGGCCGACAUUCCGGCCGACAUUCGGGAGAGGACAGCCUGGACGUUUUCGCGCCGAGCCACCUUGGAGCUCACGCAUAACUGGGGGUCCGAGUCAGAUGCAAGUUUGUCUUAUCACAACGGAAACAGCGACCCUAUUGGCUUUGGUCACAUCGGCAUUGCCGUGCCCGACGUUGGCAUCGCUUGCCACUUGUUUCAAUCUCUGGGCGUCACCUUCAUCAAGAAACCACACUCUGGCAAGAGGAAAGGUCUGGCCUUCGUUCAGGAUCCCGACGGCUACUGGAUCGAGAUCUUCACUCCGAACAAGAUGGCGGCCUUGAUGGCGCCUUGAACCGGACUGCCUGACAGACGGACUGGCGGAGGAUUUUGACUUUGUUGCUUGGUUGUUUGUUGUUACCAUGGUAACAAGACGCAUACUUUCACCACCACCAACGUCUCCUUUGGAUUUCUUGGCAAGUCAAACAAGGUGCGUGAUGAUGACAUCAUCGUGUGGUAGCGAUGACAUCACAUCCACAUGUUGCUAUGUCAUCAUUAUACACGGCGAUACCAUAAUCAUGUCUGAUAAUGUCAUAUCAUGUGGUGAUGUCAUCGGUAGUGAUGGCAUCAUCCAGUUAUGUUGUUAUAUGUGGUGAUGUCAUCUUACAUGGUGGUGUCAUCAUCAUAAUGCAGGGAUGUCAUAAUCAUGUCACGGUGAUGUCAUUUUCAUACUGGCGAUGACAUCAUCAUCAUGGGGCGGCAGCUCCACCUCCUGCGUCACGAGCGCGGCUGGAACGGAAUCUUUAUAUGUGCGGCCUUCUGUCUUGAGAUGAUCGGAGCACAAUACGACCAAAACUGUGAAAUGCCGGAUUUGUUAUCUUCACGUGUGUGUUCUGUCGCAGAUUAAUAAUCAUUUAAGACUUGAAAAAAUCUUACGUGUGUCCGAGGCCUUUGGUGCAUUUA